Molecule: messenger RNA, 7628 nt
Organism: Triplophysa dalaica
Lineage: Eukaryota; Metazoa; Chordata; Actinopteri; Cypriniformes; Nemacheilidae
Gene: pik3c2b
Product: phosphatidylinositol-4-phosphate 3-kinase, catalytic subunit type 2 beta
Exons: 33
Coding region: 962-5707 (1581 amino acids)
Biological process (GO): phosphatidylinositol-3-phosphate biosynthetic process; phosphatidylinositol-mediated signaling; phosphatidylinositol 3-kinase/protein kinase B signal transduction
Cellular component (GO): cytoplasm; plasma membrane; phosphatidylinositol 3-kinase complex
Molecular function (GO): 1-phosphatidylinositol-4-phosphate 3-kinase activity; phosphatidylinositol binding; 1-phosphatidylinositol-3-kinase activity
Source: RefSeq, a predicted model, not a curated record
GCUGAACAAUGCUAACGAGAUAAAUAUGGGAGCGCCAGACCUAAGGAGUGUUUUCACUCAGAAAGUAACGUUAACAGGUAAAAUGCUUCAUGGCCUGUGCCUGUUGUAAUUUACACAACUUUUACUCCAGAAUGUGGAGAUUCUUUGACCCAAAUAUGAACCCACUUGCAAUGGGAUUUGAGCGAAAGGCACGCACUUUUAAAAGGAUUAUUAACUCGUUUAACCUCUGGGGGAUUCUUGUUUGGCUUCAUAUUUUUCCAGAAAUGUUUUAUCGUGUAUGUCUAGCUUUAGCUGACAACUGCUUUUAUAAUUGUAAUUGUCAGGGUUUCUACAAAAUGUAUGUAUUUUGUGAUCCUGUGGCGGGUUUUAAAACUCUUUAGCUGGAUAGUGGGUCGGAGACUAGUUCACCUCGACCAGCAGCCCUUAACAAAGAUGAUUAAAUUGUAAUCUUUUCAGAUGUAUUUAGCAGACAGGAAACAUUGUAGCACUCCACUGCAGUCUGUCAGGCGUAAUGGGAUGCUGUCGCAUGAACGGUCCAACAGAGACCGCCAUUGUUCCUCUAUAACUGCGUAUCUUCUCUCCACACGUCCUCCAAUGAGAGCGACGUGUCGUGAGCUUUGACUGAGAAGAAGCGAAAACCACAGCAAGCGAGUCGCCGAUCACACAACCCGGUCAAUCGACCGCGAGAGUGAGAUGAAGGAGCGUGACUCUCGUACGGAUUAAAAGCGACGCGUUUGUGAUCUUCACACGAUCAUUUGCACGGGGCACCGGAAACCGUCGUCUGAUUGGAAUUGAUAAAGAGUAAUUCAGCGCACCGAUCACCCCGAUAAUAUACGAGGACUAUGAUACAGACGCUGGAGAGGCCGUCCACACGAGCCUAAUGAGUCGGGUGUGGAACCCCUAGUGCGGUCCGGCUCCUUUCUGCGUUCAUCUAGUGCACCGUGGCGUCCCCUAAAGGAAUAUGUCCGCAGCACAGACGCAAAAUGAUCAGGAGCAGCGAUGGGGCUGUCUGGAAUCUCUGGGUCUCAGCCAGAGGGAACUGGUCCUAGCAGAAGCACUCCAGAUGGAGUAUGAUGCCCUCGCCCUCCACCGGCAGGACAAGGGCCCGGCGAGUACACUACCCCCAGACACCAGAAAAUCAUCUCCAUCGAGGAGCGAGCCCUCUUUGCCCAGACGUGUUCCAAGCCCUCCUUGGAAUAACUGUCAGCAGGGCGUGUCAGGAUCGGAUCCUGCGCUCAGCCAAGUUCAACCCGAGGUGUCAAACUUAUCGAGAUCGGGAGAAGAGUUUAGUAAGGAACCUCGAUACAUCUUAGAUGAAUGGGAGAACGAUUUUGAGGGAACCUCACAGUUGCUAUCGAAAGGGCUUCCACCACCCGAUGAGCCUCCACCUGUACCACCCAGAAAUCCCAUCCCGCAGAAUGAUUCCUUCAUUGUCCGUCGAAGCCCAGCUCCACGGGAUGUGAACUUGUAUACUCCUGAGGUGGAUAAGCCCAAGCUUUCCUUCGGAGAUGCUCUGAAUUAUGAUAAUUUAAAUGACUCUCUAAGCAAGCUGAAUGGGGAUUGGCCUUCACCUCAAGGAAGAAGAGCAAAUGGGGAGAAAUCGGGAAAGGCGGUGGCUCGAAGCAACACCCUUCCUCCUCAGGUUCCCCCUCGCACUUAUGUUCCAGGGCAGAAGAGCACUAGAGGCCAGCGCAGAGUAUCCGUUAAUCCGGUAUCUUUGGGGUCCAGGUCAAGUGGUUUUGGCUAUGAACUCUUUCAGGUGUCUGAAGAAAGAGAUGAGGAAGUGGCUGCUUUCUGUCACGUACUUGACUUGCUGCGAUCGGCAUACCCGUGUAGCGACAGCUCUAAAAAUGCAGGCUUUGUUUGGAGCCCAUGCGUCACGCAGGACGAACUACAGCAGGGACUGGGGGUCAGCAUUAAGGUCACGGUUAACAGUGAUCACUUCAGAGAACCACUCACCUUCUCUUGUGAUGGAUCCUCAACCAUCGACCUGCUGAUCUAUCAGACUCUCUGCUAUACCCACGAGGAUCUGGAUCUGAUUAAUGUCGAAGACUACCUGAUGAAAAUCUGCGGCCAGGCUGAGUUCUUCAAAAACAAUGAGACUCUGGUGAGCUUCGAGUACAUCCAACAGUGUCUGAAGUUCGACUGGGACAUUCGACUUAUUCUGACCAAAAGAAGUUCCAUCAACAUGGAGCUCGCUCGAACGACCGAAGAUGAUGAGACUCAAUCCACGAUGAACCAUAACCUCAUGCUCCAAGAAAGGUCAUUGAAACAGACUGUGACCAGGGAGGCCCUGAUGUUACUUCUGGAUACCUUUUAUAAUGAAGCCGAGUCUUUCGUUUUAUCAGAGUCCGAGUUGCCAUUGCAUGUGGAGCGGUUAGUUCAGUCAGUAAAGGCCCUGUGCAGCACACUAGCAGCUGUCGAGACACCUGACAUCACUGCCGCCCUAAACCAGCUGCCGGCUUGCCCCUGUAGACUACAGCCUAAAGUGCAGAAGGAUGUUAGUGUCUUGGCGAAGAAAGAAAACAGAGAAAUAAUAGUAGAAAAAUUGACCGCAGCUAUCUUGGAUCUUGUCGAGCUGUACUGUAGCACUUUCAAUGCAAACUUCCACACCAUGCCACAGAGCAGCAGAACAAUGGCCCCCAUACAGGAAGCUGGCAUGGUCAGCAACGUCCUGUCCUUCAGCGUGUACGCUGCUCAUCGCGUUCCCAUCACAUGGGCUGCCAGCUAUGAAAAUUUCUUCCUGUCGUGUUCGCUCACCCAUGGUAGUGUGGAGCUCUGUGCCCCCCAGCACACCAGUAAACAGUCGGUCAGCAAAUAUCUUUUCCACCUGGUGGUGUGGGACCAGAGAGUUUGCUUCCCCGUCCAAAUUAACCAGUUGCCCAGAGAGUCGCUGCUGACCGUGACUCUAUACGCCACCCCGCUACCACCUCCUGGAGGGGUGGAGGACAAGAGCAAGCAGAAACGCAAUAUGGAAGCUCUGGGAUGGGUCACCAUGCCCUUAUUUAACUUUAGACAUGUCCUGACGUGUGGGAGGAAGCUGCUCGGUCUUUGGCCUUCAACCCCAGGCAGUGGAAACGCUCGAUCCAGCACGCCCAACUUCAGCCAACCAGAUAGCGUCAUCCUCCAGGUGGACUUUCCCACUUCCUCAUUCGAAGUACGCUUCAGCACCCCCCCUCCUGCCGAGUUUAGUCCACAAUACGACAUCUCGCGUCUAGACCAAGUCAGCCAACGCCACCUACACGAUGUCUUGCACAAGAAGUCCCUUUUCUGGUUGUCUCCAGAGGACCGGCGUCUGCUGUGGGAGAAGCGUUAUUUCUGCCACGCGGAAGCCAGCCGGCUGCCGCUGGUUCUGGCCAGCGCACCCAGCUGGGAGUGGGCGUGUCUCCCCGACAUCUACGCCCUGCUUCGACAGUGGGGGUGCAUGAACCACCUGGAUGCCCUGGGCCUGCUGAAUGCCACGUUUCCAGAUCAGGAGUGUCGGCACACGGCCGUGCAGUGGAUGGACUCCAUCUCUGAUCCUGAGCUUUUAGACUUUCUACCUCAGUUAGUACAGGCGCUGAAGUAUGAGUGUUAUUUGGACAGUCACCUGGUGCGGUUUCUGCUGAGGAGGGCCAUAGGGGAUAUGCGAGUGGCUCACUACCUCUUCUGGCUACUGAAAGAUACUCUUCAGGACUCUCAGUUCAGCGUGAGGUAUCAGUAUCUGCUGGCGGCGUUGCUGUGCUGCUCCGGUCGUGGAUUAAGGGAGGACUUUGAUAGACAAGGCUGGCUGGUUAACAUACUGGCUAAAGUGGCCCAGCGGGUGAGAGAUGCAUCGCCUUCAUCCAGACAGGCUAUUCUCCGUGAGGGUCUUGAGGAUGUCAAACACUUCUUCACUCUGAACAGCAACUGCCGACUUCCCCUCAGCCCGGGCCUCCUUGUCAAGGGCAUCAACAUACAGUCUUGCUCCUACUUCAACUCGAAUGCGGUUCCCCUGAAGCUCUCAUUUCAGAACCAGGAUUCUCUGGGGGACAACAUCAAUGUCAUCUUUAAGUCGGGCGAUGACCUCCGGCAGGACAUGCUGACCCUGCAGAUCAUACGGAUCAUGAAUAAGAUCUGGAUCCAGGAGGGGCUGGACAUGAGGGUGGUCAUCUUCCGUUGCUUCUCUACUGGAAGGGGCAGAGGCAUUGUAGAGAUGAUUCCCAAUGCAGAAACCCUCAGAAAGAUCCAGGUUGAGCAUGGAGUAACUGGCUCCUUUAAAGACCGUCCGUUGGCAGAUUGGUUACAGAAACACAACCCCACUGAGGAGGAGUAUGAUAAGGCUGUUGAAAACUUUAUCUACUCUUGUGCUGGUUGUUGCGUGGCUACAUACAUUCUGGGCAUCUGCGACCGACACAACGAUAACAUCAUGCUGAAAACUAGCGGACACAUGUUCCACAUUGACUUUGGCAAGUUCCUGGGGCACGCGCAGAUGUUUGGCAGCAUCAAACGGGACCGGGCACCUUUCGUAUUUACCUCUGAUAUGGCCUAUGUCAUCAAUGGAGGUGACAAGCCAUCCAGCCGUUUCCAUGAAUUUGUGGAUUUGUGUUGCGAGGCCUAUAAUCUCAUCAGGAAACAUGCACAUCUGUUUCUUAACCUUCUCGGUCUGAUGUUGUCCAGCGGGAUACCGGAGUUAUCUGAUGUGGAUGAUUUGAAAUAUGUGUAUGAUGCCCUGCGACCACAUGAGUCCGAAGCCGAUGCUACCAUGCAUUUCACCAGGCUGAUCGAGUCCAGUCUUGGCAGUGUCGCCACAAAGCUGAACUUCUUCAUCCAUAACCUGGCACAGAUGAAGUUUGCGUCCUCCGAGGAACGCCCUGUUCUCUCAUUUGCUCCACGCGUCUACACCAUGAAAACGGAUGGCAUGAUCCGCAGUCUGUUUGUUUGCAGACACAUUAAAAUCUGUACCCCAAGCAAGGGUUAUUCUUAUGUUGUGAAAGUGGAACGGGAAGGUCAACAGGGAUCAACUUUAGUCCAGAGGACCUUUGAAGAGUUCCAUGAGCUUCACAGUAAACUUCAGCUCAUCUUCCCAUCCUCAAAACUCCCCAGCUUUCCCAGCCGCUUUGGGAUUGGUCGAUCUCGAGGGGAGGCCCUGGCAGAAAGGAGGAAGGAGUCACUCAAUGGAUAUGUUUAUCAUCUGAUCCAUGCUGCUCAAGAAGUGGCCCAGUGUGAUCUGAUCUACACAUUCUUCCACCCUCUUCCAAGAGAUGAGCGGGCGGGAAGCGUGGGAACUAUUGUCAAUACUCUCCACAAUAAGCCAGCAGAUGUGUCUUGGGCUACUGUACCUGGUAAAGUGGCAGGUGAAGUGAAGCUCUCGAUUUUGUACAAGAGCGAAAAGCUUUUUAUUAUGGUGAUGCACAUUAGAGGCUUGCAAACUCUACAGGACGGAACUGAUCCAGAUCCAUACGUCAAAUUGUACCUCCUCCCUGACCCUCAGAAAACUAGCAAGAGGAAGACCAAGGCAGCCCGCCGUACAUGCAACCCCACUUAUAAUGAGAUGCUGGUGUACGAUAAAAUACCACACGGGGACUUGCAGCAGAGAACCAUUCACCUGCGAGUACUGAGUGAGGGAGCAUUCUGGGAAAAUACCUUGCUGGGCGAAACCAUCAUUCCCUUAAAAGACAUCAUACCAGGUCAUCGCUGGGUGGAUUGGCACCAGCUGAGCUCUACGGGCUCUGACAUAAACCGCUAACAGAGAAUACUCAAAACUGGCAUGCACUUGUGUCGACAACUAUUGGAAGUGAAGAGUUUCACUGAUGUCCAUCGCGUGCAUGUGUUUGUGUCCAUCUUUGCCGAUGGGUCGGGAAGUUGAAGAUACCCAGUAGCUCAGAAGGCUGUUUCCCCCAGUGGGGGUGUUUGAGAGUUUUUUUGAUUCUCCUACCCAGGAGACGUGUAGACUCUGUGAUGAAGCAGCAUCACCUUAUACUGUUCUAGUGGGGUUUUGUGCACCAUGUUUAUCUGACCUUGGAUUACAGAAAGAGGUUCUUGCUAACAAGAUGAGACAAAAACCAAGGGGUGGGGGAUCUGUUUGAGGUCUGCUGUCCAUAUCCUUUGCUGUCCGGAAACGUUAAAAUUUAAGUUAUUUUCUUUUUAAGAUGUUUCUUUAUUGCUGCUCAAAUUUGAGCUAUUCUGUGUCUUGUGACAUUGGUUAUGUCUUUUUGUAUCAGAUUUACAUUGUAAUUAAUAAUGAGUGACUGCUUUCAUAUUGUAAAAUGACAGGUAAGUGUUCAUUGCUUGUAACUCUUACCUGAUAAAAUGGAAAAACACUCAGAUGGUGGUUUGAAAACCAAAUGUCUGAUUUGGGCAACUUGCUUUAACCAGUUGCAGUGGUCAUUUCAAAACAAAACCGAGUGAAUGCAGAUUUUUGGCUUGGUGUAAAAUGGGUGAUAACAUGAAAACAAACCCAAUGAUGAAGUGCAUGUACACUGUAGGCUAACGAACAAAAGAAACGAACCCUGAAGAAUCAGGAUUGUUAUUUUCUUUUUAUAGGUCUUUCAUUUCUUGAAGAUAUGAUGUCACAAAAGGUUUUGAAGGACUUGACCUUGGGGUCAUUGAUUUAUGUCUGACUGGUAUAUAAGCAUAAUCGACAAGAAACUUUCUAUUUGAAAAUGGUUGAUUUGCAUGCUGUGAAAUACUACUGGAUAAAUAUUGCUUUUUUUGCAUUUGUUUGUCAAGUACAUUGACUUCACAUUUUUCCAAGUUUUAUUGGUUGAUUUAAAUUUUUUCUUGGUUGCAUUAAAAGGGAGUAAAAUGAAAGCUUCGACUAGUAAGUCUGUCAGUAUUUCCAUUCCUCCUUUUAAUGUCAAAUGGCAUGUAAAUUUUAUGCUAAAUGUACAACAAUAGUUUCUCUUUCCCUGGGAACCCAGUGUGAAGAUUUUAAAUUCUGAAUUGCUUUACUUUGCACUAAGUUUUAUUUUUUUAGAAGAAAUUGCUAAAUUCGAGAAAUAAAAAGCUAAUGGUAUAUUUAAUGGAAUAAUGGAGAGAUUGGAAAAUGUCUCCAAUACACAUAAGUGUCCAGUUUAACCAAGUGGCAUCGUUUUGUGCAGCUUUUGCCUUUGAAAAGUACAUCAGGGCAGGAUCCUAUUAAACUCUUUGAUUAAAUUCUUUAAGUGACCUACAAAGUGAAACCCUUUAUGCCAAUGUGCUCUAACAAUCCAUUAGCCUUAAGCAAGGUGUAGUAUCAUCCAGAUCAAAGGAGUGUUCUAAACCUUUUUCUAACAAGACAAACCAGCUCCAUUCAGUGAUGCUUAAAUAGAGAUUUGAAUGACUUGUUACAUGACGGUUUCCUUUCAGUUUCAGUCAUGCAUGUACCAUUCCAUGCAGUCCAAUAAUAGAAAAUUAUUUUUGGAAAGGUAUGUUUGUCAAUGUGCAGAAGAGUGUGGGUUUGGAAGUAUGGAACUUUUAGAACAUCUGUGUCCCUAAUUUGAAUAUUGAAAGAGAAUGUAAGUGUAAACCCAAUAUGCUAAGAAUAUAAUUUUGAUGCGAGUUAUGGAUAUAAAGGAGCUUUAUCCCACUUCUUUCAUUUUAAGAAAAAAAUGUAAAGUGUUCUGUCUAGUUUUAAAAUGUGUUUUUUUUUACUUUAUUUGCACUUAAUAAAUGCACAGGAAAACUUA